AUGAACACUGCUACUCUCGCCGACCUGGAGUGCGCCGGAGUUGUCUUCAUCUCGAGCAAGCGCGGCUUCACCUUGAGAUACGUGCGGUACUACGAGGCAAUGUUGCUCAGGAACUUCGUCUCGGCCAGGGGCGCAGACUGGGCGCAGAAGGAUGUCUUUGACGACGGCGACGGCAGCGGUUGGCAGGGGAAGGAGUUCCCUUUCGACAUGCGUAAACGUCACAGCCAUGCCAUCCUGCGCGUGCUGGCCGUGCAGGAGUUGGAACCGCUCGGCAAGCAUCUUGAUGUCUACGUGGAGGAGGAUAUCAGCGAGAGCGCUCUGAGGACAUGCGACGACCACCUCCACAAGCGCGUCUAUCCGCCCGCCAACUCAGCUUGCGUCGCUGAGCUAGUGGGCGACGGCCACGAGAAGGCGCUGGUGCGCUGCAGCGGCGGCCGUGGCCUGCCUGGAGGGAAAGUGCUGAAGAGGCCUUCGGCUGCUCGCAAGUUCGCUGGGAAGGCCUUGACGAAAAAGCCCGCUGCCGCGAAGACUCGCUCCAAGCCCAAGCCUGUCGCGAAGAAGACCGCCGCGGUUAAGAAGCCCGCGGGGACCAAGGCUGGCACGAAGCGCAUAGCCCCGAGGUCUCUACACCACAACAACGGGUGGUUUAUGCUUCUGACCACGAGUGGCCGCGUGGUGGCUGUGACCGAGCAGUCCGCGCCAGAGGGCAACGACGUGGUCAAGUCCACCAUCCUAAGGGUUCUCCCGCAAUAUCCGAGGGUCAACUGCUUCAUGUACGACAAGGCAUGCUCGGUGAUGCCUUCGGCGCUGCUGGACGACCAGUUCAAUCAGAUCAAGUACUGGGUCGGCGACAGGCUGCACGCCCAGAAGCACGUGGCCGAGCAGUGUUUCUCCUGGUUUCGCGGCUACUCGCGGAUUUUCAACGAGAUGUCGCCCAGCCGCCACCGCUUCUUCGUCCUGUACUUCGUUGCCAAGCACAACUCAAUGUUGUCUGCUGGCGACACUGAUCACCUAGGGCACCCGGCGGCAGUUGCCAGCAAGGUUCACAAGAAACCCAGUGGGCAUUACCCGUGCGCUUAA
Prorocentrum cordatum is the source of this 1080-nucleotide messenger RNA. The record is from the annotation of a GenBank genome assembly. NCBI's taxonomy places the organism in Eukaryota, Dinophyceae, Prorocentrales, Prorocentraceae.